AUGAAAGUUACUCUGCUUGCUGUGGUUACGUUGACCGCAGUGGCAUCUAUAGUCGGUGCCGCCGAUCCUGAAUGCGUUUACCGCAAGCUCCGUGGCCUGGCACCACAUUGGCCAAAUCCUACCAGCUGCUCCGGCUAUUACCGCUGUUCUAACAAGAAUGUGGUGCGCUCCAUGAAAUGCCCCACUGGCAAGGAGUACAAUCCGAAAACAGGCAAAUGCUCGGCCGCUAGACGCGGUCUAUGCAAACUGAGCCUAUCUGCACCUCUAGCAGGCAUCUCGAACAUUUGUGCAAGUGAAGUCAAUGGCGCGUACUUGCCAAAGUCUGGUUACUGCUCUGAGUUCUACAUCUGUGAUGAGCAGCUGGCAUAUGCGCAGACCUGUGAUGCUGGCAGCUACUUUAACAUCACGAACAAUACUUGCGUUCCAGAUCCAGUGUCGGAGUGCUGGCAAAACGCAUGCUUGACGAAAGAAAAUGGUGUGUCAUUGCCAAGCAACACAUCCUGUGCCAGCUACUACGUCUGCCAGGAUAAGGUCACCACAGUCAAGAACUGUCCCAGUGGCUUUUACUAUGACUCAAGCUUGUUGAAGUGCGUCAAUGAUGACGACAACUCCAACUGCUGGGAGAACUUCUGCAUCGGCGUACCCGAUGGCUCAAUGGUGGCUGAUAACGAUGACUGCACCGUCUUUUACAUAUGCUUCCAGCAAAAGGCAACCCGUCAGCUGUGUCCAACUGGUAGCUACUUCAGUGGAACCGGCCUGCACUGCAUACCCGGUACAUGCCCCGACGACACAACUACUCCAGGAACUACAUGUGUCGACGGUGAUGUGUCAGUCAAUGACGACUACUGCUAUAAGUAUAAUGUUUGCCAAGAUGGCUGCUGGGUAUCAAAGACAUGUGAGAGUGGAUUCUACUUUAAUUCGACACUUCUGUCGUGUGUUGUGGAUGUCGACAACGUAUGCCCACAAUGCUCAACAGGCCAGGAUUGCGCUGAUGGCACUAAAGAUGGAGAAACUGUUCUCGAUCCGGAAAAUUGCCGCCUUUACUUUAAGUGCCAAAGUGGCGAACUCGUCUCAGCUGAUUGCGGACUAGGAAACUACUAUGAUGACAGCCUGAACAUUUGUGUGGUAGACAGCAAUAACUGCUGCUCAACUUCAGGCUGCUCCAACGGAGAUGUUACUGCCGAUAAGGACAACUGCAAUAAGUAUAACAUUUGUCAAAAUGGUACCUGGCAAUCAGAGACAUGUUUGAUAGGAUCCUACUUUGAUACCACUCUUAUGUCCUGUGCUAUUGAUGUCGACAACGUGUGUCCUCAAUGCUCAACAGAUAGUCCUUCAACAGCCCAGGAUUGCGCUGAUGGCACUAAAGAUGGAGAAACUGUUCUCGAUCCGGAAAAUUGCCGCCUUUACUUUAAGUGCCAGAGUGGUGAACUCGUCUCAGCUGAUUGCGGACUAGGAAACUACUACGAUGACAGCCUGAACAUUUGUGUGGUUGACAGCAAUAACUGCUGCUCAACUUCAGGCUGCUCCAACGGAGAUGUUACUGCCGAUAAGGACAACUGCAAUAAGUAUAACAUUUGUCAAAAUGGUACCUGGCAAUCAGAGACAUGUUUGAUAGGAUCCUACUUUGAUACCACUCUUAUGUCCUGUGCUAUUGAUGUCGACAACGUGUGUCCUCAAUGCUCAACAGAUAGUCCUUCAACAGCCCAGGAUUGCGCUGAUGGAACUAAAGAUGGCGAGACAGUUGUCGAUCCAGCAAAUUGCCGCCUGUAUUUCAAGUGCCAGAGUGGUGAACUCGUCUCAGCUGAUUGCGGACUAGGAAACUACUACGAUGACAGCCUGAACAUCUGUGUGGUAGACAGCAAUAAUGUGUGCUCAACUUCAGGCUGCUCCAACGGAGAUAUUUCUGCCGAUAAGGACAACUGCAAUAAGUAUAACAUUUGUCAAAAUGGUACCUGGCAAUCAGAGACAUGUUUGAUAGGAUCCUACUUUGAUACCACUCUUAUGUCCUGUGCUAUUGAUGUCGACAACGUGUGUCCUCAAUGCUCAACAGAUAGUCCUUCAACAGAACAGGAUUGCGCUGAUGGCACUAAAGAUGGAGAGACAGUACUCGAUCCAGCAAAUUGCCGCCUGUAUUUCAAGUGCCAGAGUGGUGAACUCGUGUCUGCUGAUUGUGGGCAAGGAAACUACUAUGAUGACAGCUUGAACAUCUGUGUGGUAGACAGCAAUAACGUGUGCUGCUCCGGAAAUUCAAGCUCAGAAUGCAAUGGCGAUGAGCUUUCUGCCAAUGAGCAGAAUUGCAAUGAGUAUAAUGCGUGCGUGAAUGGAAGCUGGCAGCCGAAGACCUGUGCAAUCGGAUCUUACUUUGAUAAGACAGCUCUUAUUUGCGUUAUAGAUACCGACAACGUGUGUCCACAAUGCAACUCUGACUCGGACAAUGUGAUCAGCACUGAAAGAAUUAUGCCUAUUGUAGUAGGUGGAGAGUGCAAGGACUUUUCUCCAGCCGUUGCGGCUGAGAACUGUUGGAAUUACUUAGCGUGCAUCAAUGGCAAAUGGAUUAAGGAGUCCUGUACUGGUGGGUUCUUCUUCGAUGACUCCGUGGGCAUUUGUCGCCGGGAUGACAACAAUCAGUGCCCCGAGAACAAAUGGCUGCAGCCGAACUCGCGCAGCAAACGUUCCGCCUCAUGCAAUGGCUUGGCCGAAGGUGCCAUGCAGGCCUCGACAACCGAAUGCGAUAUGUAUGUGCUAUGCCAGAAUGGUGAACUGAUCGAGGGCACCUGCGGUCGCGGCAAUAUAUUCAGCAACAGCGUGGGCGCCUGUGUGCCAGAUACCGAUGCCAAAUGCUGGAUAUGUAGCAACAAGCCUAAUGGUUACCUAAUGCCCGAUACUUGCUGCACUUCCUAUUUUACCUGCAACGAUGGAUUGGCCGUGCCAAGUAGCUGCGGAAAUGGCGAACGUUUUGAUGGUAGCAGCUGCAUCAUCGAUGUCACUGGACAGUGCAUUAAUCCCUGCGGCACUGAGGACGGCAAUGUAGCACAUCCCAUUUGCUCCAAAUACUUCGAAUGUACCGCUGGAGUGCCGCUGGUGAUUGAUUGUCCUAAGGGCGAAGGCUUUAACACAAAGACUGGCAAUUGCUCCGCCUCUGUGACUUGUAAUGCGAACAACUGCAACACAGCUGUGGAUGGAGCUGUGUUCCCAGAUGCCAGCGAUAAUACCAGAUUCUAUACGUGCAUCGAUAAUUUCGCUCUUAUUCGUUCCUGCCCAGCGAAUUCAGCCUUUGACUCCACUUUCGGAAUUUGUCUGCCCGUUCCGAGUAGCUCCUGUGAUCAAACGCAGUGCAAGAAGACGACUGUGAACCAGGUCUAUCCAUCCCUAACAUCUGAUAACAGCACAUUCUGUCUGUGCGAGGCUGAUGGUGCCUACUUGAAGAACUGCGAUUCGGGCACCACAUUUGACGCGACGGAUGGUGGAUGCCUUUUCACGGGACCCUGCGAUCCUCGAGAUUGCAAUAACGCCGAGGACUACACUGUCUCUGUCAACUAUGAUGAUCCGGAUAGUUUCUGUCUGUGCCGUGUCAAUCAGCCCAUACCAGUUCCUUGUCCCAUUGGCUAUACCUUUGAUGCCGUUGAACUCAAGUGUAUACUCGCGCAGCUGGCAGAUCCUAGAUGCUGCUCAAGCUACUGCAGUGGUAAGCCAGAUGGUGUGACAUUCUCAGCAACAGGUUCGGACACUGGCUUCUGUGUGUGUACGGAUGAGGUGGCCUCGUUUGAUGUCUGCCCAAUUGGUAAAACCUAUGAUGCAUCUUUAGGAAUUUGCAUGUACCCAGUCCCAAAUUUCAUUUGCCCUGUCAACGAUUGUGAUUCAACAAUUUGUGCGGAAGAGGUUGAAUACACAAUUUAUCCAGCCAACUGUAAUACAGGCGGCUUCUGCUACUGCAAGGAAUCUUGCGGUGUUUAUUCGACGUGUCCAGAUGGCAAGGAAUUCGAUACAGACUUACUAAUUUGCCUGGAGACAGCGGGACCGGCUGUCUGUGACGAGACCCAGUGCGACGCCCUUGAAAAUAAUGAGCCGUAUCCGGCACUCAAUGGAACUGAAGGCUUCUGCUAUUGUGUUAGUGGCUUCCCCUAUUACAGACUGUGUCCCGAAGGAAAGGAGUUUGAUACUGUAGUCGGAGCCUGCAUGGACGUUGAGGGCGUUCUAAGCCCAUACUGUGACAGCGACAAGUGUUCGUGCCUGGAAGAGGAUGACACAUUUGCCUCAUCGAAUGAAGCGGAUGAUACAAGCUUCUGCGUUUGUCAGAAUGGCGAAGCAUACUAUAUGAACUGUCCAAAAGCAAAGUAUUAUGAUGCCACUGUCGGCCUUUGCCUUAUACGAGAGGCACCUAGCAGCGUCUGUAACCCCAAGGGAUGUUCAGCAGCGUCAACCAACACAAAUUUCGCUGCUUUAAACACGACGACCGGUUUUUGCCUGUGUAUUGAGGGAAUCGCCGUUUAUGAAGACUGUCCCGAGGGCAAGGAAUACGAUUCCAUGCUAGAUAUCUGUCUGGAUACAGAAUCUGCAGCCAAUAUGGAUAUGGCCUGUGAUUCCGCACAGUGCAAAAGCCGCACGGCUUACAGCAACUUUGCAGCCAAGGAUACCAUCAAUGGUUUCUGCGUAUGCGAAGCAUCUGGUGUCGCCACCUAUCAGAGCUGUGGACAAUAUCAUAUUUUUGAUCAGAUUCUCAACUUCUGUGUGGUCGAUGCUUGUGAUCCGGCCCAGUGCAGAUCGCGCGUCAAGUACGAUGCAUUCGCUGCCCGCAAUACAACCAGAGGCUUCUGCGCCUGCAACACUACGCCUACCUAUUAUCAGUGCACCGCUGGACAUGUUUUCGAUGAGAAGCUGGGCGUCUGUGUGCAUGAAUUGACCUCCACUGUGGCAGCCUGUGAUCCACGGGACUGCAUUAAUCGGGCACAGUACGAGGCGUUCGCGGCCAAGGAUAUGUCUGAAGGCUUUUGUAUGUGUGACGCAAAUGUCGGGAUUGUAACAUAUCACACCUGUAGUGCUGGAACACUGUUUGAUAGCGAACUGGGCAUGUGCAUGGCCAAGGAACAUGCCAUGCAUAAGAGAUCCGUGGAGCCGGAGGAAAAAUUGAUCUGCGAAACAAACACAAAGCGUUCGGUGCCUGCAAAUUGUUCGCAAUAUGAGAUUUGUCUGGAUGGCAAUUGGCGUAGACGCAGCUGCUCCGAGGAGCGGUACUACAAUCCGGAGCAACAGCGUUGUCUGGAGCCACGGGAUGACAUGGUCUGCAGCUAUGCCAGAGUGUUGGGCUUGCCGGCUUGCGAUACGAGCAGCGAGUCGGAGACUAUUCCGAGCAGAGCUGGCAAAGGCAGCUGCCUGCAAUAUUUCCGCUGCGCGGCGGGCAAGUGGCGCCUGCGCAGCUGUCCCAGGCGCCAUUACUAUGCGGCGCAGUUGAACACCUGUCUGCCCAUGCCUGAGUUCGAGGGCGAUGAUUUCUGCAGCUGGCUGAAUCGUAGCGAGGGCCAGCAAACGGCAGGCUGCCAGCACUUGACAGUGCGUCCGUAUUCUACGGCCUGUGACAAGUUCCUGAUGUGUAUGGAGAAUGUCUGGUGGAUACAGCAGUGUCCGCUCGGCAUGUACUUCAGUCGCGAGAUCAACUAUUGCCUGCCCAACGAUGCCAAUCAGUGUCGUCUCGAUGUGAAUGGACUUAAUGCCACGGCCUGUGUGAAUGGACAGCAGCGCGCCUCGGCCACCAGCUGCCGCUCAUACGAACAGUGCGUCAAUGGUCAGUGGCGGAGCAGGACGUGCGGUAAAUUGGAGGAGUUCGAGCCACAGCUAGGCUGCAUGCGUAAUGAUGGCAAUUGCCAGGGCAGCGGCUUGAGACGUUCCUGCCGGCAGGGCGAGCUGCGAGCUGUGUCACUGCCCGAUGCCAACUGCACCCAGUUCUUUUACUACUGCAAUGCGGAUGAGUGGCAUCUGAGCAGCUGCUUGCGCGACAACAGCUUCUCGCGGCAGCUAAACAAGUGUCAGAGUCUGGAAAAAUGUCAGGCUUCAGCUGAAGCAAAGCUGCAGGUGCUGCCCACAAGCAGUUGCCUGGGCCAGCCCGACGGACAGAGCGUUGCGGAUGCAGCAGAUUGCACGCGUUUUUAUCUAUGCCUGCAGGAGAAACCUGCUCUGCCCCAAAGCUGCGGUGCGGGCAGCUUCUUUGAUGCACUGCUGGGCUAUUGUCGACCCAACGAUGGCAGCUGUAAGCAAGCCGACUCCAUGUGCUCCAAUAAUACAAUCGGAACUUUGGUAGCGCAUGCGACCGAUUGUCAGGCAUAUUACAACUGCUCCAGCUUUAGCUAUAACCUGAACACCAGCAGCAGUCAGAAUGUAUCACAGUUGCAGUACUGUCCGAAGGGUCAGUACUUUAACAAAAUGCUGGCGCAGUGCCAACUGGAUCAGGGUCAGUGUCAGCAGAAAUCGCUGUCGGCCUCGCAGGGGCUCUGCAAGAAAGUGGCUCAUGGCACGCGACUGCCCCAUCAGCUCUACUGCAAUCAGUAUUACGCCUGCGUGCACGGACUUCCUAUUCCGGCUGAGUGCGAGGCCAACAAGGUCUACAAUGCCAGCCUGUCACGCUGCGAGCCUGAACUGAGUUCCGAGUGCCAGCGUGGCCAACUGGGCAAAGCGGGCAACGACAGCGCCCUCCUCAGCUGUGAGCAUCUGCAGGAUGGCAGCUAUGUGGCCGACUAUAAGGACUGCACUCGGUACUAUAUCUGUGCUGGCGGCGUGGCACUUAUGCAACGCUGCGGCAACGGCACUUAUUUCAAUGCUGAGCAGCUGCUGUGCACCCAAGAUGAUGGCUCUUGUCCGUAUGUCAUCAAUGGGAGCACUCAGAAUUUAACGAAUUCAACAAUUGGCAACGAUCAGAAGCCGAAACCAAAUCCAGUGCUGUGUGAGGGCAAAAACGGUUACCUCUUGCCAGACUUUGCCAAUUGUAACAAUUUUUAUAUCUGCAUCUCGAACAAGCUGCGCGGUGAGCGCUGUUAUUCGGGUUACUUUUUCAAUGCCACACUGAAACAGUGCCAGUCCUACGAGCUGGCCAUUGAUGAGGAUGUGCCGGACGUACAGGAGCUGAAGUCAGAUGUCAUGGAACUGGACCUACACGAGGUGCAGUUGCCAAAGAACUGCAGCGAUGCACCCGCUGACUUUGCCAAUCUCUGCGAGGUGAUCGACGAGGGCGCCUCCAUUGCCGAGCCCGGCGACUGCCGGCGCUACAUCAGCUGCGAUGAGGACGAACCCGUUUCGCAGCGCUGCCGCAAUGGAGAGAGCUUCGACAGCCUGCUGGGCAUUUGCCGGCAGAACGAUGGCACCUGCCUCAUGGAGAAUGGCGAGCGCGUGGGCGUCUGCAGCGGCAAACAUGGCCAACUCGCCCGAGAUACUAACAAUUGUCGUGGAUACUUUGUGUGCUUGCAUGGCCAGAAGAUUGAGGCUGAGUGCGAGGCGGGCCAGUUCUUUAGCAAAGCUACAAACUCCUGCGAAACAGACGUUCUUCAGCAAUGCAACAACAAUUCUAACGAAUUGGUUAAGGGCGAAGAGUGA
Molecule: messenger RNA, 7578 nt
Organism: Drosophila hydei
Lineage: Eukaryota; Metazoa; Arthropoda; Insecta; Diptera; Drosophilidae
Exons: 11
Coding region: 1-7578 (2525 amino acids)
Cellular component (GO): extracellular region
Molecular function (GO): chitin binding
Source: RefSeq, a predicted model, not a curated record